Argiope bruennichi is the source of this 3195-nucleotide messenger RNA. RefSeq lists its product as uncharacterized. The record is from RefSeq and is a predicted model, not a curated record. The transcript has 3 exons. The coding region runs from base 280 to 3108 and encodes 942 amino acids. NCBI's taxonomy places the organism in Eukaryota, Metazoa, Arthropoda, Arachnida, Araneae, Araneidae.
AACGCGGUCAUAAUUGCACCGGCUUUUAUAUUGUUUUGCACCUGAGUCCCAGCUGUUUUUUUGUUUGGCCUUGAAUCUACUGUCAAACAGGGGAUUUUCGGGUCAAGAGGAAUCAUUAUUAGACUUUCUUGUCUGCUUUCCCUCACAGAAAAAAUUCCUUUUUUUGAAUCCCUGCCUGAGGGUGAUCUUUGAAAAAGUCUUCAGGCCAUAUCUUUUGAAUUUCGUACCUGAAAAUUCGACACUUAGCUUUUCUGAGAGUGCACCACCCCAUCCUAAAUUAUGGAAAAACAGAAUGAAAAAUCCGAAAAUGAACCGGAUUCUGAUUUACCGUUGCUACGAAAGGAAACAGAAAUGAGUAAGAAAAAAGAAGACAUACUAGAACAUCAUCAGCCUUCUUCUAAACGAGGUAGGGGAAGAAAUAAGGGAUCAGCACCGACGAAGCUAAGAUUACCGGAAUUUAUGUUACCGAUGCUAGAAAGCAAAACGACAGCUAAGGAUCUGAGAAAAAAAGAGAGACUAGAGCACCAACAGCCUUCUUCUAAACGAGGUAGGGGAAGAAAUAAGAGAUCGGCACCGACGAAGCUAAGAUUUCCGGAAUUUAUGUUACCGAUGCUAGAAAGAAAAACGACAGCUAAGGAUCUGAGAAAAAAAGAGGGACUAGAGCACCAUCAGCCUUCUUCUUCAAAACGAGGUAGAAGAAGAAAUAACAGAGCUGCACCAACGAAGCAGGGGAAAAUAGUAGAGAAUAAAACCGACUCCAAAGAAAAAGAAAUAGUACUCACAAGACAUCUUCAUGUCUUGCUUGAAAGAUUACCGGAAUCUAUGUUACCGAUACUAGAAAGAAAAACGGCAGCUGAGGAUCUGAGGAAAAAAGGAGAACUAGAGCAUCAUCAGCCUUCUUCAUCAAAACAAAGUACAGAAAGAAAACCCUGUAAACCAAGACCAAUGAAGAAAAUAUUCUGGCAAGCGGACAAAGUGCCUACAAGAAAGGACAGACGCAAAUAUAGAAAAAUCAUGAAAAAGAGACCAUUUUUAAUAUGCUUUUCAAAAGAACAAACUGAAUCAGUAAAAAGUAAAGAUUCCAAAAAAUCUUAUAUCCUAUGUGGACAUGACUUUUAUAUAAGAGAAUUUAUAAAAUACUUAGUACAAUUAAGAGGAAGCGCAAGCAGUAAUGUUUUAGAUGAGCUUCGGCAAAGAAAUCUGGAAAAGGAACUAACUUCCAUGAAUGAAAAUUUUGAGAAUGUAAUUAAUAAAGAAUUAGUAGAAUGGAUUAUCAAAAGAUCUUUAAAUAAAGAUGUUUAUUUGGAGGGUCAAUGGCGACAAAUAACAUCUGCUGCGGUGGAAGCCGAAAGAUUUGUGAUACAGGCCCGAAGAUUAGGAAACAUAAACAGGAUGUUGAGUGACCCAACAGAUAAGGAACCCAGAAAUGUGAAUACAAACGAAUUUGAAAUUUCCGCAAGUGAAAGAGAAAAGGAAACUUUCAAAAACUUUCAAUCCAACCUAUCAGAAACUAGUACAAGGCGCUCAGAGAAAAACACUAGUCACGAUGGUGUCAGUGAAGUACCAAAGCGUAGGAUACAAAAUAGGAAAUCAUUAUACAAAAAUAGGAUGCUCUCAAAACGAAAGGGUCAAAAACUCAGAACUAAGAGUACAAACAAACCUGAAGUUUUCAUCAGUGAAAAAGAAAAAGAAACUUGUAUUAACUUUCAAUCCAACAUGUCAGACACAAAGCGUUCAGAGGAACACACUACUCAUAAUGAUGUCAGUGAAGUACCAAAAUGCAACAAAACUGAGAUAACUAGUCGCGAAAAUUGCAUUUCAAAAGUUGAAAAGACCAUCGAUGCAAAACCUAGUCAUAUUCCUUGUGAAAACAAUGAGAUUAAAAUACUUUUGGAAGAGUGCAUUCAACUUGUGAGUCAAGAGGUUCUUAAAGAUGAUACUAAAUUAAGUCAAGAAAAUGUGUCACCUGCGGCUGAAGCAAAAACAUGUAACGAAACCCAAGCCAAUUUAAGUUCUGCCGUAGAUUCAGUGCAUGGUACUCCAGGUGAGGGUGGAGAGACUAUGAAGAACCUUAAAAAUUCGAGUGAAUAUGAUGUUAAUUUAAAAGUUAAUGAAAAGGGAGAAAUUUUGCCUCUCAAUGGAAGGAGCUUAGAAAAUUGUGAUAAAGUACAAGAAAUAACUUUUGGUGAGCAUGGCGAGAUGAAACAAAAGUCAAAUCUUGCAAUUGAUUCAAACACUGAACAUUUGACAAGUAACGACAGAUGUGACAACCUUAGCGUCGAAAAUCAAAUUCCUUCGACUAGUAGCGAAAAUUGCUUUUCAAAAGUUGAAAAGAGUAUCGAUGCAAAACCUAGUCAUAUUCCUUGUGAAAACAAUGCGAUUAAAAUACUUUUGGAAGAGUGCAUUCAACUUGUGAAUCAAGAUGUUCUUCCAGAUGAUACUAAAUUAAGUCAAGAAAAUGUGUCAUCUGUGGCUGAAGCAAAAACAUGUUACGAAAUCCAAGCCCAUUUAAGCUCUGCUGUGGAUUCAGUUCAUGACACUUCAGAAGAGGGUGGUGAUGCAUUGGAUGCAGAAAUCGCCUCACAUUUGGACUCUUCAAGUGUAGGCAGUUUUACUGAAGCCAAUAAAUUAUAUGAAUUGAAUAACGUUACACCGGAGACCGUGGUUUGUGCUGAUAUUGUGUCUCCUAAUUUAGCACCUUCCCAUGAACUCAUUAAUGAACCUUCACAAGAAAAAAAUAAUUCUUCAACUGAUACUGUGUUCACUCCUGAUGAAAGACCUAAUGACGAAAGCGGAGAGGAAGACGAUCUUGAUGAGUCCGAAGAAUACUGUGAUGGGCAAGGCUGUAAGUCAUGUGACAUUACAUUAUGUAUCAAGAAAGAUAAAGAAGAACAAGUUAUAUCUUUUAAACCUGUUCCCAUUUCUGAUAUACCUAAAUUUCCUGAAUCAAAGUCAAAACGCCGUACUUAUUUACAAAGAUUGAUGGGAACUCGUAAAACAUCAGAAGACCAUCACAACGAAAUUCCACAAGAGAAUAAAAUGGACAUAGCAGAAAUAAAUGAAAUAGAGAGAGAAGAAAUGGAUAUAGAAAAACGAAGAAAUGAAUGAAAAUGGAGCAAAAAAUUCUUCUGAAAAAUCAGACUCCAAAAGAAAAAAAUAACAUCUUUUCGUGGUAUUUUAAACGAUUUUUAAAGG